Molecule: messenger RNA, 2448 nt
Organism: Papaver somniferum (opium poppy)
Lineage: Eukaryota; Viridiplantae; Streptophyta; Magnoliopsida; Ranunculales; Papaveraceae
Product: probable acyl-activating enzyme 16, chloroplastic
Exons: 18
Coding region: 106-2292 (728 amino acids)
Biological process (GO): fatty acid elongation
Cellular component (GO): chloroplast
Molecular function (GO): long-chain fatty acid [acyl-carrier-protein] ligase activity
Source: RefSeq, a predicted model, not a curated record
UUUCAUUUCAUUUUGUCUUUCUUUCUGUACAACAACAAUGUUGUCUCUGUAAUCCUCUAUCUUCUUCAACCAUUUUAUCUCUUUCUUUCAGAAGAUAGAGAUCAGAUGGCUGUAACAUCCUCAUCUUCAUUGUUUAAUAACAUCAUAAUCACUACUACAAAUUCUUUUGAUCGUAGACCAUUGCUUGGAUACUUAUUCUCUAAUUCACAAAUCCUUCACAAACAAACCUCAACAAGAUUAUCUUAUUCUAGGGUUUACUGCAAUUCUCAUGCAGAGGAGCUAAAACCACGAAAAUGUUCUCCAAUUCUAGAGAGUACAUUACUCUCAAAUGAUAAGGUAUCGUCUACUGGCGACUGGAAGGUAGUUCCUGAUAUUUGGAGGUCUACCACGGAAAAGUAUGGGGAUCGGACAGCGUUACUGGAUCCGUAUCAUGAUCCACCUUCAGAGAUAACUUAUAAGCAGCUGGAGCAGGACAUAUUGGACUUUUGUGAAGGACUACGUGUUGUGGGAGUAGAGCCAGAUGAAAAGAUUGCUCUCUUUGCUGACAAUUCGUGUCGAUGGCUGAUUGCCGACCAAGGCAUCAUGGCGACCGGGGCAAUUAAUGUUGUACGGGGGACAAGAUCAUCUGUUGAAGAGUUGCUGCAAAUAUACAGUCAUUCUGACAGCGUUGCACUUAUCGUGGACAAUGCAGAGUUAUUCAAGAGGAUUUCAGAAACUUUCAUCUCCAGAGCAGGUGUAAGAUUCAUUGUUCUUCUCUGGGGUGAUAAAUCUUGCUUAGGCGACAGAGCAGUAGAUGGGAUUCCUGUGUAUGACUACAAGGGAAUUACAGAUCUGGGCAAAGAAAGUCGUAGAACCUCGCUUGAUUCUGCUGAAGAUGGUGGCAGGAGAUAUGCUUAUGAAGCUAUCGACUCUGAUGACAUUGCUACACUUGUGUACACAAGUGGAACAACUGGCACCCCGAAAGGUGUUAUGCUCACACAUCAGAAUUUAUUGCAUCAGAUCAAGAGCUUGUGGGAUAUUGUACCUGUCGGACCUGAUGAUAGAUUUUUGAGCAUGCUUCCACCUUGGCAUGCAUAUGAGCGAGCUGCUGAGUAUUUCACAUUUACUUAUGGGGCUGAGCAAGUAUACACAACUGUAAAAAAUCUGAAGGAUGACUUGCGAAGUUAUCAACCACACUACCUAAUUUCUGUUCCUUUGGUAUAUGAGACGCUCUACAGUGGAAUUCAGAGGCAGAUUUCUACAAGCUCAACCAUUCGAAAGCUAAUCGCACUUACUUUACUAAAGAUGAGUAUGAUGUACAUGGAGGCAAAGCGAGUAUAUGAGGGGAAGUUUCUCACGAGAAAUCAAAAGGCACACCCACUCUUUAUUUCAAUGGUAGACCUGUUGUGGGCAAGGAUUACAGCUGCAGUUUUGUGGCCAUUGCAUAUGUUGGGGAAGAAACUUGUCUACAGUAAAAUUCACUCAGCAAUAGGAAUCUCAAAGGCUGGAAUAAGCGGUGGUGGAAGCCUGUCAUUGCAUAUUGACAGAUUUUUUGAGGCAAUUGGCGUCAAAAUACAAAAUGGUUAUGGUUUAACAGAAUCUUCUCCGGUUGUUGCUGCUCGAAAGCCUGACUGCAACGUUCUUGGCUCGGUUGGGCACCCACUGAAACAUACAGAAAUUAAAGUUGUAGAUUUGGAAACUGGUGAAGAUCUCCCAGCUGGUUCUAAAGGAAUUGUCAAAGUUAGAGGACCACAAGUGAUGAAGGGUUACUACAAGAACCCUUCCGCUACGAAAGAGGUCCUAGAUGAAGAUGGCUGGCUUGGUACGGGUGACAUAGGUUGGAUUGCUCCUAACCAUUCAAUAGGACGGAGUAGUAAAUGUGGAGGAGUGGUUGUUCUUGAAGGGCGUUCGAAGGAUACAAUAGUUCUUACAACAGGUGAAAAUGUUGAACCAUCGGAACUAGAGGAAGCUGCUAUGCGGAGUAAACUCAUUCAGCAAAUUGUUGUCAUCGGCCAGGAUCAAAGGCGACUUGCAGCUCUAAUUGUUCCAAAUAAAGAAGAACUUUUAGCAGAAGCGAAGAGGCAGUCGAUUUUAGAUGAUGGUGCCUCUGAAGUCAGUAAAGAGAAAACAACUAACAUUUUGCAUGCAGAACUGAUUACAUGGACCUCGGGAUGCUCAUUCCAGAUUGGACCAGUACUAGUCCUUGAUGAACCUUUUACGAUUGACGGAGGUUUGAUGACACCAACCAUGAAAAUAAGGAGAGACAAAGUUGUAGCUAAAUAUACAGAUGAAAUUCGCAAACUUUACAAGUAGAUAUGCAAAUACAAGAUGUAUUUUGGUUGAUAAAAUGUUGUACCAAGACUUGAUCCUUAAAUGAUUGGAAAUGUAAACCCCUCAAACAACUAAAAAUGAAUAAAAAUGGAUACCGGAGUUGGUCGAUUUUAUGACUUGCUCCAUCAAGCUGAUUAA